This is a messenger RNA of Prinia subflava (tawny-flanked prinia), 1516 nucleotides long. RefSeq names its product ribosomal L1 domain containing 1 (gene RSL1D1). NCBI's taxonomy places the organism in Eukaryota, Metazoa, Chordata, Aves, Passeriformes, Cisticolidae. The transcript is spliced from 9 exons. The coding region runs from base 79 to 1425 and encodes 448 amino acids. The record is from RefSeq and is a predicted model, not a curated record.
CGCCCCGGACGGGCCCCGCCGUGCCCCGGAAGCGGCGCGCACGCAGGCGCGGCGGGCGCACGUGGCACCGGUGGCACCAUGGCGAAAGAGAAGGAGCACCUGGACCGUGCCCAGGUGAAGAAGGCGGUGGAGGCUCUCGUGGCUUUUGCCAGAAAAAAAAACAAGGGAGAUGAGCUGCUCCUCAACGAGGGCGAGAGCGUCCAUCUGGUGCUGACGGUGUGGAAGGUCCCGCAGGUGGCAAAAGUCAUCAGAAUACCACUGCCCCAUGGCAUUCUACCAGAAACAGCUGAGGUUUGCCUGUUCACAAAGGAUGAACCGAAUUUAUCAGCAGAACAGACUGAAAAUCUGUACAAGAAACUUUUACUCCGCAAUGGGGUCAGAAGUAUUAGCCGGAUUAUCUCUUACAAAACCCUGAAAAAGGAGUAUAAAAUGUUCGAAGCGAAGCGGCGCCUCCUGAACAGUUUCGAUCUCUUUCUGUCUGAUGACCGAAUUAGAAGGCUUUUGCCCUCACAUCUAGGAAAACACUUCUAUGAAAGGAAAAAGGUACCUUUAUCUGUAAACCUGAAAGCCAAAGAUCUUGCCAAGGAACUAGAUAAACAUAUCCAAGGGACUGUACUCUCAGUUAACAACAAAGGAUGCUGUUAUACAACACGCAUUGGUCACACUGGGAUGAAAGUGGAUGAGAUACUUGAGAACAUCAUUGCAGCAGCAAAAGUGAUUGGUACCAAGUUACCAAAGAAAUGGAAAAAUGUUAAACUUCUUCACCUCAAAACACUUAAAUCAGUUGCACUUCCAAUAUUUGCUGCAAAUAUCUCCAACCUGGAUGAGCUUGACAAACAACUGUCUGUGUCUGUUAAGAAAACUGAACUGAAGAAGGCAAAAGUCAAGAAAGGGAAGAGGACACCUAGAAAACAGAAAUCAAGUCAAGUCACUGUGACAGCAGAGAGUAAAGCUGCUGCAGGUACUCAGGAGCCUGUGGUAAAAGAAAAAGCAGAAGUAGUCCAACAACCAGGGGAUUGUGAUGAUGAAGAAAUUCCACAACUGGUGCCUAUACAAACAACGAGCUCAGCUGACCUGAAGAAAAUGGGCCCAAGUCCAGGAAAAGAUGACAAUUUGGGCAAGAAAACCAAAACAUCCCAAAGAAAGAGAAAGAAACCAUCUGUAGCGGUGGAUGCUCCAAAAUCAAAACCUGAGGGUACAGAAGAGUGUGCAGACUUGCAGAUGCCAUCAAAAGAGAAAAAACCCAAGCAAGUCAGCAAGCCAAAGGAAGGAAUAAAAGGAAAAGACAUGAAAAAGACUCCAAAAAAGCCUGAAGCAAAGUCUUUUGUAACACCGAAAGCUGGCAAGUCAAUCCAGGCAGCCAGGAAGUCUUCAAAACCACCGAAGCAGGCACCCAAAAAGGCUCCCGUGCCGCAGUCACAGUGACCAUUGGCUGUUGUAACACAUUUUGUAUCAUCAUUCUGUGGUGUAUUUUCAGUAAACAUUUCUUGAUGAAGUAAAAUACCUUUGUAGAAAA